GAAGGGGAGCAGGGGAGGAGGGCUGGGGACAAGGGAGUAGGGCUGGGGGCUGGAUGUUGCGGGUGAGGGCGGGGUGGCUGGAUGUUGGGGGUGAGGGUGGGUGGCUGGUGGUGCUGACUGGCGGUGACCAUCGGGGAUGGCUCUGUCACUGUGACGCUGGCGGCAUGGAUGGGAGGGUAAGCGGUAAUUUAUUGUCUACUUAUUGUCUACGUAUUGUCUAUUUAAUAUCUCAUAUUUCCUAAAGGUAAGAGUAUUGUGGUCAAUGUAGGUGUAGUUGAGUCUUACACGAAUCUGUGGUCUUAGUUUUGGAAAAUCCGUACGUUUUGCUCCUAUUUGUUGAAAUCUCCCCUUUUUAAAAUGAUUUCAUUUUUCACCGAAUUUUUAAAGUAGUUCUCACAAUUCCAAAUUGUUAUUAUUAAUACUCCAUCCGUUUCUAAAAAUUCUUCCCGAUUUGACUUGGCACGCUUAUUAAGAAAGUGGAAUAAAGUGAAAAUGUAUGGUUGUGGUUGUGUAAGAAAAAAGUAAAAUGAAUGUGAGCUACACAAAUUGUCCAAAAUGUGAAAGUGGGAAGUAUUUUUGGGAACAGCCCAAAAAGGAAAGUGGGAAGUAUUUUUGGGAACUAAGGGGGUAUUUGUCAACUUAUUUAUAGCAUCACUAAGAUUUACGACAUGAAAAGUAUAAAGUGGCUACAUUGUUCUUUCAAGUGAUUGGAUGAAUUUUUUUCUUUAAAAUCAAAAUAAUUGAAGGCCUUUUGUCAAAAAUGGCAUUAGGCUCCCUUUUCUUUCUAAUCUCAAAAGGAUUGAAAGAAUUUGAGAAAGAAACAUUAUCGUUGAUUGUGACUAACAUAGCGAUCACGUCAACGUGCUCAAUAUGGAUCGUGUGAAUGUGUGAUGAACAAUUUUCUCUCACCUUUACGAUGCACAUUUGGUUUCCGAUGAACAUUCCAAAAUUUCCAAUAGAAUUUCACAUUGAUUUAUGCAUCGGUGGGCAUAGCUCAAUUAGUAGUGAAGAAGUGCCAGAAGGAUUAGAUCUCGGGUUCAAAUCCCGUCCGGUCGGGUUGAAGGCCCUCAGAGAUGGGGUGUCAUUAGGAGUGGACUCGGGCCGGGCCAACCGGCCCAGAACCGGACCGGCCUGCUACCGUGCAGGCCCGGACCGGCCCGCUACCGUGCAGGCCCGGACCGACCCGGUGAACCGGUUGGUGCCCGGUUCGAGCCACUCGGCCCGGUGAGGUAGGCGGUUCGAGCCCGGGCCUGUUAAAUAGUGAACCGGUCCGGCCGAUUCGGGCCCGGUCCGGGCCAAUUUAUUUAUUUUUUCUUUUUUUUUUAAAUUUUUUUAAGUUUUUGGGUUGGGUUGGGUAUGAUGGGCCAUUUGAGGUGGUUUGGGGGUGAGGGGGGAGGGUUGGGGGUUAAUUAAGAAAAGCGGAAAAAAAUUACAUGAACCUAGGCCCAGCCCGGACCAGACCCGAGGGUUACCCGGGCCGAUUCCGGGCAGGCCCGGCCCUAAGGGAGUGCAAGUGGAGCAGUGGAACAGGGCCUCCACUAAAAGAGGGCCCCCAAUUUUAAUUCAUACGUUAGUACCAUUAGUUGGAGCAAGAAAAUGAUUGUUAUAUUUAAUAUUUAGAAACCCCCAAUAUUAUGCUUAUGAAAGAAUGAACGAAGCGGCUCUUCGAAAGAAAAAAUCAUCAUGAUCAAUCGUGACUCCUCGUAAAACAUACAACUUAAAGAUUUACAAAAUUUUGAUUGACGACCAAGUGGCUCGACCAAUUUAAGCUCUAUUAAUUUCUUUGUCAAAUCCAUUCUACUAAAUCUUUUUCUCCAAACUCUUUCUGUCAAAUAAUUUCCUAAGAUUCCUGCUAAAAUCUUAAUCCGAAGUGGAGCAAAAGGAUAAGUUCGGCCUUUCACAUUUGAGCUCUGCACCGUACAACACUACUUCCACACCUCAAUAUUUUAUCUAUCUUUGUAAGGUACUUACAUGUUCUUCAUGGGCAUAUGUACAAUAUACUAUGUUUUCAUGUCUUUAAUCUUCUCGAGUAGCCCGACUCUUUUUUAUAAGCACGACUAAUAUAUUUUUGGGAGUUAAGAUGUUUUAUUUGUUAAGAAAAUAAAAUAUUAUAGCUAGGUUUAUGCAAAAUAUUCUUACACUUUUCCUAAUGCUUGCUUUAAUUUGACUUCAUAUAUUUUAUGAUUUAGGGCCUCCAAUUACAUUUCGAACAGGGCCCUCAAUAUGUUCGGGCCGGCCCUGAUUCCGGGCCUCCCCUUUCAUGAACCGAGUCCCGGCCAGACCCAGGCCCGAACCGGAACCGGUCCACCCCUAGGUGUCAUCCUUUUUUUCAUAUUGAUUUAUGUCCCUUUUGGCAUUAAACAAGCAGUCAGCUUCUUUUUCAC
This is a messenger RNA of Cuscuta europaea, 2384 nucleotides long. NCBI's taxonomy places the organism in Eukaryota, Viridiplantae, Streptophyta, Magnoliopsida, Solanales, Convolvulaceae. The record is from the annotation of a GenBank genome assembly.